GGGGGGGAGGCUGAGGAAAUAUUACAGCCACUGCUGAAACAGCAGGUUGGCUGCUGAUCUGUGGGCAUUGUCAUGCAGGUGCUGCACUCCAAGGCCCAUAAAGCUGAGGAGAGGUUUAGCAAGAGCUUAUGGAUACUUGUAGUAACAAGUGUAGUUAUUAGCUGGCUCACAUCUUCGAAUGGAGAGCCAACAGGGUAGAAGACAAAGAUAAGACGAAAGCAAAUAAUGUUUUUUUCUCAUAACGGGUUUAGGGAGCUAUAGCGUUCUUGAAAGUUGUUUUUUUUAUGUGAAAGUUAAAAAUACAGUGGCUUAUUGCAUAGUACAGUCAUUGCAAAAUACAUUGCAGGCAGUUUGAUCCUACUGAAUAGUAUUCAUGUCAGUCCUACGGAGACGGAACAGAUGAUUACUCUGUGUUUGCCUUGCACAGGGCAAGCUAACCUUCCCUGGUGGGUGGUGCUUUUGUAUCUGCUUCAAAGGCUCAGGUACUAGUUUGUGCUAAGGUUACUAUCGUUCAGUAUUACUUUGCUUUUCACAGUGCAUUGGCUUUAUUCAGUAAUAUUAUUGUAAUAUUGCCUGAUGUGAUGUGUUAAAUGCACCUAUAGUUCUCCCCUGAACAUGUAUGCAGGUUUGCUUUUAGCUGCUGCUGCUUGUUGUCAGUUUGCUUCUGUUCCCCAUGGUUUUAUGAUCUAUGACUCCUUUUAAAUUGAGAGGGUGAAGACUUGGGAACUGUAGAAUAAGACUUGCUGAAAAUGAAAAGCCAAGUUAGUGAUGUCUGCAUUGUAUCCACUAGUAUCGUGUUUUCUGAAAUCCUCUGCCCAGGGAGCACUCUUGUUUGGGCUGGCUCAUAGAGAAACUGGUAGCCUUGCAUGCUGUGUUGCACCUCACUGAACUCUUGAUUUCACAAGUUAACAAGGUUGUGUUGUCUUUCUUCAGUGCUGUUCCAUAGCAGUAACGCGAGGUAAGGAAUUGCUCCUUAUUGUCUGUAGCAGCUGCUGCUUGUUCUCCACAAUGUCACAUCAGUUCUAGCCAUAACAUCUUGUUUACAAUAAUCCCACAAAAUGUUCUUACUCUUGCAGGGCAUAGGUGAUUGUUUCAAUGUUAUUCCUUCUCUCCGCAGGCAAAGGAAGUCCACAGCUUCUUCCCUGAACUAGACAGCUACGUGUGAUUUAACUUGUGGAAUCUUGCUUGGACUCAUCCGUAUGGGAAAUUUGGCCAGAAAUUUCCUGUCAUAGAAACAGUGGUGAUGCUGGAGAACUGCUUGUAAGGUACAGUCUCUUGGAUAAUAUCGGAUGCUGAGACAGAAAGAUGUCUUUCCAGAUGAAGAGGCUGAGUCCUUUCCUGUGCAAGAGCUCAAGUGCAAGGGCUGCCCAAAAUGUUGUGUCCCCAAAGACGAGUCACAGCCUAUCCAGUCAGUGUAAAGGAGGUGCCAAAUUGCUGGUGUUUCAGUGGUGAACAACAAUUGCCAACUUUGAAAUUGACAUCAAGCCUUGAGAUCCAACGUGGGAGUUUUGAUCUCAAAGCACGCAUCCUUAGAAGGGAAGCUAUUUCAGUGGAUGCAAAUAGCAUCAGCUGUGAACUCCACAUAGCAUAAGAAGAGCAGGGAAUAUGUGGAAGAAGAAUAAAGGAAAGGCUAAGGAGGGAUUUCAUCUUGUGCAGCUGAUGGGCACGUGAGAUGCAGCUGCUAUCCUAGAAAUGAUACAUCUACAGAGAGGAGAGUUAUUUAUUUCAGUCUCUGGACACCAAACAGUUUGGAUCUGGGACUCCAGAGCUAACAGUCAGAAAGAAUCCUGAAGGGUGCUCUCACAUGCUGAAGAUACAGUCAGUGGGCCUUCAUCUCAGCUCUCCGCUUCAGAAUGUGGUGUUAUGUUCCAGCAAAAAGCCGUGAUGUAGUCCCACUGCUCACAUGCUGUCAUGGUGGUUAGUUAAGAAUGGGACAAGUGAUCCAUCCACCCAGCUCUUGGUUUGACUCAGCCUUGGAACUAGCACAUCCUAUCUGCAUCGUGCUGAUCCACUUGCUGUCAGGAGAACUGGUCCCAUCUUGGGCAGCCCUUAUGGGGUUGGGUUAUGCCCACACUGGGCGAUCCCCCCAUGUCUCUGCAUGCUGCACACCCCUCCUUUGGCCUAUGGGAGAUAAAGAGAGAGCUGCUUCCGUGCAGAGGUGGCCUCAGCAACAUGCUGUUUCAGUGCUCGCUACCUGAUUCCAUUGAGACAGUUGCAGAUGAGCCACGGAAAGUUCUGCUGCGCUUAUAUGGUGCAAUCCUGCAGAUGAGGUCCUGUAAUAAAGGAGAAUCAGAACAGUCUCAAAAGGAAAAUGACUUGCAAGGGGCAGAAGCCAUGGUUUUGGAGAGCGUUAUGUUUGCCAUUCUUGCAGAAAGAGCUCUUGGCCCAAAGCUGUAUGGAAUCUUUCCACAGGGGAGACUAGAGGAGUUUAUUCCCAGCAGGAAACUAAGUACUGAAGAACUAAGCUUGCCUGACAUAUCUGCUGAAAUAGCUGAGAAGAUGGCAAUAUUUCAUGGCAUGAAAAUGCCAUUUAAUAAAGAACCUAAGUGGCUUUUUGGGACAAUGGAAAAGUAUCUAAACCAAGUGCUGAGGAUAAAAUUUACUAGAGAAUCCAAAACUAGGAAACUGAACAAACUCCUCAGUUACAAUCUACCCCAGGAAAUGAAAAAUCUAAGAGCUAUGCUUGAGGCUACUUCAUCGCCAGUUGUAUUUUGCCACAACGACUGCCAGGAAGGUAAUAUCUUGCUUCUAGAAGGCAGAGAGAAUUCAGAAAAACAAAAGCUGAUGCUCAUUGACUUUGAAUACAGCAGCUAUAAUUACCGAGGCUUUGACAUUGGGAAUCACUUCUGUGAGUGGAUGUAUGAUUACACAUAUGAGAAGUAUCCAUUCUUCAAAGCUAGCGUUCUUAAAUAUCCUUCAAAGAAGCAACAGCUUCAUUUUAUCUCCAGUUACCUGUCUGCAUUCCAAGAUGGUUUUGAAAAUCUGAGCAAUGAAGAGAAGUCCAAACUAGAAGAAGAUAUGUUGGUAGAAGUUAAUAGGUUUGCCCUCGCGUCACACUUCUUCUGGGGUUUGUGGUCUAUUAUACAAGCAAAGAUCUCAUCCAUUGAAUUUGGUUACCUGGAAUAUGCAUUAUCCAGAUUCGAUGUGUACUUUGAUCAGAAGAAGAAGCUCCAAGUAUGAAUGUGGGAGGAGUGGCCUGGUGGUUAUUGUAUGAAGAGGGCAGCUGGACAGAACUUUCACCGUGCUUAGGCUACUGUAUCUGUAACGAAGGUGUUGCUGACUUCCAAUUCCUUGGAAGGCAGGAGUACAAUACUGAAGACUGUAUAAAAAUGACUUGUUUACAGUUUCAUAAGUAUGUGGAAUGAGAUUGAGAGGCAAAAGUAAAAUACAACAGUGCAAUAUCUUAAAAUCCUUUUAAUCUAGAAUUUAAUCUAGAAGGUAUUUUAUAUUCUGGGAGAAGCUUACGAUUAAGUAUCAAUACCACCUGCAUCGGAGCAAACAGUGUUACUGUGUGUUUUCUAGGGGUUUGUUGUCCAUGAUGACCAAUGUUGUAAGCAGAACAGCUGUGAAGGCGAUACAUUGCAGAUGUUGCCUCUUAAUGAGAAGGAAAAGCAAAGGCGACAACUGUUACACUGUGAAGUAGGCUUCAAAUCUUACUGUGAGAUUAGGUUCAACAUGCCCCGUGAACACUAUCUUCAAAGCUGCUGAUACCUUACACCCCUUUAACCAUAAAGCAAGGAAACACAUUGAAGCUGUGUGCUUUCAAGUGUUAUCUGCAUAUACGUGAAUGUUUCUCUUAAGCUGGUGUGCCUGUGAAGUAUGAAUGAACUUUGAACUGGACAUUCCAAAGGAGUUUGUCUUCACCCGUUCGUUCCUCAUGCUCCAAGAACAUGCUUUAGCCCAGCCUGCUCGUCUCCUAAAAUGCUGCGUCCAGCACGGGGGGUUCUGUGGGCGGUCAGCACUGGGAAGAGUGCCUUGAAUUACUCUAGCUACUCCCCAGACAACUGGACUGACACUGACGAGACUUACAAACCAAAUCCCAUCUCUCUUCUUGACUGGUGUUGCCUCGGUACGUGGCUGUAAGAAACAGUAGAGCCAAAGACUGCGGAGAACACUUCAGGAAGUCGCUGUUCUGCCCGUCCAAUGCUUAUGUGGCUUGGGAGGUGCUUUUCUUGUGCCUCCCAUUUCCAUCAUGUUCCAGCAAUGCAGUAAAGUGGGGCGUCUCGUGGGGAACAAUAACAUGUAUAUUGAAACUUGAGUAUAAUCUGUGUACAUGUCAUCCGAAGAUUUCUUCAGACUUUUGGGAACUUGUUUAUUUUGAACGUUAUUUGUUGUGCUUUCUAACACACUGUAUUAUAAAUAAUAAACUUUUAAGUCUACCCUUUUUUCAUUUGUAUAGCAAAUACUGUUCCAAGCAGUUGAAGAAAAAUGUGCAGCAUUUCAUGUACUGUAUUGCAUAACUUGUAAAAGCUGUCGGUUUAUUCUCUAGUAUAGAGAAUCAUUUUGCAUACACAGUUAUUAAUGCUUUAUAAUAAAUAUAAAAGCACUUGAAAAGA
Messenger RNA from Gallus gallus (chicken), 4556 nucleotides. It is a transcript of the gene CHKA, whose product is annotated as choline kinase alpha. Gene Ontology annotation, molecular function: choline kinase activity; ethanolamine kinase activity. Gene Ontology annotation, cellular component: cytoplasm. The record is from RefSeq and is a predicted model, not a curated record. NCBI's taxonomy places the organism in Eukaryota, Metazoa, Chordata, Aves, Galliformes, Phasianidae. The transcript has 17 exons. The coding region runs from base 2065 to 3180 and encodes 371 amino acids. Gene Ontology annotation, biological process: phosphatidylethanolamine biosynthetic process; CDP-choline pathway.